AUGACUUCUCGUCCUUCACAAGGGAUUCCGGAAUCUCUACAGCAUCGUGGGAGUGGUGCGCCCCCAUGGCCCCAGGCCCGGCGACAGCCUACAAAGCCUGUCAAUACACAGAGUGCAUCCAACCAGGAGGCCGCCGAAUCGUCUCUUGACGAUCAACGUCGGCCCGCGGAUGAAUCGGCGACUAGAAGUCAGCCGGUGGUGGGCAAUGCAAAGGCAAAAGCUCCCACGCUCGAAGGCAUUCAUACGGCCUCGCACAAUCCCAGACCCUUACCCAAGGGCCGGCCUCAGAUCUUCUUCAGCAAUGUCCCAAAUCCCUCCCCUGAUGUCGCCGCGAAUUCGCCUUACGCGCUCCCCAUCACCAAUUUGCCGGUACCGCCUAGGCCUGGAAGGCCCGCCGAUAACGCAACCCAGCGCCGCAUCAUACCCGGAGGUUCAGGCGUGAAAGACGAGGCCGCAACCAAGGCUCCGGUUAACGACGUGCCCGCUUCCGCCGUCGUGUUUCCGGAAGGAAAAACAGUCGAUCUUUUCCCCUGGACGGGCAACAAUCCUGAAGAUAUCCUGAACGAUGGAUUGGUCAAAUCCGGGAUCAGCAACAAGCCCCAGAUCAUGAACGAGACAAAUACCGCCAGGCCGUCAUUAUGGACCAAUCUGAAAAGCAAAUCGGGAAUUCCAACCCUCUCGCAACUAUUCGUUGCCGUCCUCGAAAAACGACAAGCCUGUGGCCGCCUUACGACACCAAACACUUUCAAGCCGCCACCGCGACUAACCCUCCGGGAUUCGACGAGAGAGUCGUGGCUACAUGAUCUCGCAAACCCAGCCAUACAACUCCGAAGACUGAGCCGGACCAUCCCUCACGGUAUCACCGGCAAGGUCUUACUCGAGCAAUGUCUCAACAAGCGUGUACCUGUGUCACGUGCUGCCUGGCUCAUCAAAUGCGUUGGCAUAAAUGAGAUGCGUUCUCACAAGCGGAAGGGACAGGCUGGUACGAUGACUUGGGUGAGAGGCUGGACUAGUUCCGUGGAACAAUUCCUUGACGGCACGAUCGCUGCGAUAGGGCAGGCCGACUGGAAACCGAGGAUUAAAUAUGCUAUGGAAUUGACGACUCAACUGUACAAGGACCACCUUCUUGAAAACGAGCAUUACAUCGAUUGGAUCUUGAAAAAUCUCGAGACGUGCCCUCCGGAACGAUUGUUUCUAUGGCUUCUACUCGCCACAACAUACUGGCCAGAUUUGACCGGUCCACGUCGGCGAGGUAAACGAUUAGCAGUUUCGCUACUCGCCUACGCCGAGAAACUCUAUCAGCUGGAAGAGGACGGUCCCACAGCACCCGUCCUUCGGCUCCUCGAGAAGAUUAUCACCAGGCUCCUCGCUACCAGCCCCUCGUCAUUAAUGGUGCCGAAGACAUGGUCCCGCCAUGCAACCAUUCUUCGUAAGCUUGCACAGCGGCACCCCCACCCUCAAAUGAAUCGCGUCAUAGAGCAGCUCGACUUCAGAACUUCUCGUCUUUCUUCGUCACCCCAGCUAAGCAGCUCCACGACCCAUAAUUCGAAUCGGCAAAUGGUGGCUCUUCUGGAUGCUGUCGAUUAUACAUCGAAAAUACCCAUCGACCAGCUUGCUGGCGACUGCAUGGAGAUUAUAACUGAUGCACGUUGUCUCAUAUCUCUGUGUCUCCAGUGGGCCUCGUCCCUCUACCGAGAUGGAUUGCACCGUGUUUAUCUAGCGACUCGUUUGAUACGGAAAUGGGGCCAUCUUGGAGUUGAUAUUGACGAGACCAUCCUGGCAUUUUUCCAGUCCGCCGCUCCACACGUUGGUUGCGAGCUGCACAACGUGUUCAAAAUCAUAGCCGAAUUGGUUCGAUCGAAGUCAUUCUCCGUUGGGAAAUACCUCCAAUGGCUCAUUGCAACGGGCGCACUCAACCAAAACCACGCUUCAUCAUCGCCCAUGGCAUGGCCCCUUCGACUCACAACUGAAAUUCCCUUGACUGGCCUUACGGAACAGGUGCGCAAUUUACGGAAUACGCUGUUACGCGGCACGCCUCAUGCGACAGAAGCCGAAGAGCAGAGUCUGGACGAUGCGGAAGAGAUUAUCAGACAGCAUUUGCCUAACCUAUAUCGCCAAAUCAUGGUAGACACUCCCACGCGCGAGCUGGAUCUAAGUGGAUUCAGCGCGACAGUCAGGCUCGAGAUCGCUACCCUUCUACGCCACCGAGUCUCAGCGAACAUGGAGAUCUGUCAUCGAAUCCCCACCAAGGACCCCCACGUCGAGGAGGUGGGCUCGGUGUCCUACAUCACAUCGCACGAAUUCCUCAUUGUCAGAAUGUGCCUUGAGAGUGUUGGUGACUUGGCUAUGCUCGCAGACAUCGUUGGAAUUGUCUCCACCACACUAGACGGCGUCAUCCUUGCUUCCGCUGCCGACACGCUCCACUACAACCAAGAAGCCUUCAGUGCAAUAGGUGCAUUCGAGCCGUUGUUCCUCAAGAUUGCAAUGAGAUAUGCAGCGAUCCGAACCAUACGAUUCCCCGAGAAAGAACUGCUCACCAGCUUAACGGACCUUGCCCGCGCUGCUGGGGCGGACGCCCAACUCAAGCAAAUGUUGGCAUAUGAUAUGAAUCGGCUUGAACAAAAGAACUCAAUGGCAGCUUGCUCUCCGGUGUCUGAUACUAUGACUGAAGCACUUCACAGCACGGGCUGGGACACCAAUGAAGAGAUAGACCGAAUUCUUGCCAGUGGCACAAGCAUGGAUCAGCAAACAAUGGCCCGGCUUUUUGGCAAAAUGGUCAUGAGCCUAGAGGAGCAAGCCAAGAAAGCCUCCCCCCCUUCCAGCAAUUACUUCGUCUGGUUUCAGCGACUACGCGCUUUCGACGACGGCACUUUCCGCCGAAUAUUGGCCGAGUGGGUGAAGUCUCUGGUCCUCGGUCGACAAACUAGAGUGCUCCAUGCCGCUAUCCCAGUCCUGGUUGCCGCUGGCUGCCUGAGUCUUGCUCAGUUCCUAGAAAUAUCGCGAAAAUGCCUUGCCAGAUUGAAAAUGCAAGAUAUGCACGCAACUUCACAGGCGUGCGUAGAUGUUUGUGAGAUGCUACUGCCCACAGAUACACUGAACCCGUCCUGUCCGCCGCUAGACGGUUACAAAUUCCGGCUCGAGCAACGUAAAUUCAUUCGAGACCCCAACGGACGCAUUCUGGAGUUCGUCGCGGAGAUGCUAGAGGUUGCCUCGCUUGCACCAGGGCAUGAGAUUAUGAAUGUUUUGACGAGCAACCGACUCCUUGCAGUCUUGAGACAUUAUGUAUUAAAGAGCUCAACAAUGCUCUGUACUACGCUGGGUAUUGGAACGAAGGCUUCCACGGUCCCGUUGGCUUCUACUUUAAAGGCGAUGCUAGAUGCACUCGUCGACCCCUCCAAACAAUUAGAACUUUCAACGAAGAGCAUGCGCGACCAAAUAUCUACUAUUGUAGACACGACUACUUUCCUCUCUCUCCCUUUCUCCCAACUUGCGAUCAAGCAAUUCGUCUCCAUGAAUGUACCAUCGGCCGACCCUUCGGCCGACACACCAUCGACAGCACUGCUUGAAGCCGUGAAGACGGCGGUUGACAGGGAUGAGACGAUCUGGUGUGAUCUCGUCAGUGGCCUUGAUUCAGAUCUUAUGAAUAAGAUCCGUGAGCAUGCAGAACGCGAACUUCUAAGCGCCUCUGCCUUUCUGAUCAACUCGGCAGCAUCUCCUCCCGAUAGGGCUCAUGCUAGCGACGAGGCCUUCAUCAGGAAGUACCUCAAGGUAAUUGACUACACAGUCCCGGAGACCAAACGUGAAACAGAAGUGCCUAUCUUUGCGAACCUAGUUGAACGGUUCAGAGGCAUUGGGGAAGCUUUGAACAAGGGCAUCGAAACAAAGGGUACCGAAACAAAGCCUGUCCCUGAGAAUGGAGCCGUCGCCUCUCGAAUCCCGCUUUACGGCAUAUGGCUCAAUGCUCUCUUGCGUCUUGCAAUCGUUCACGGACCGAUUCGGUUGACACAAGCGCCCCAUCAACACCAAGCGGCACUGUUAUGGAGUCUACGACUACUCUUCACCAAUCCUCUGCUGAUGACAGUUCCAUCUAUCACUGAUCAAAUCUUUGACGUCACUGCUCUACUCUCUGACUACGUCACGGACGACGUCCGUAACCAUCUCAUCAAACUAGAUACGAUGAAGUCCACUAACGACCCCCGAUGCACUUUCGUUUUUGGAACCAUGCCACAUCCUGACGCAUGGCUCGCGGCUGCCAGGCCUGUUGCGUCAAUUCCUCAAGCGAACUCCUCGAUGCAAACCCAACCAAAGCAGGUAGCGCAGCAGCAACAGUCGAACCCAUCGACUCCGAGCUCAGGCGCGGGUGUCAUGCAACGAUCACUCAGCCAGCAGCAACAGCAGCAACAGCAGCAGCAGCCGCAGCAACAACAACAACAGCCAAAACAGCAGCAGCAGCCACAUCAGCAACAGCAACAGCCGAUGCAGGCACCCUCGCAAAACCAGACUCGCACGAAUCCACAAUACCCCCAACAAGCGCAACAGAACAAGAUGCUCUCUCAAUUCCAACGCAUGGCUAGUAUGCAAGGUGGACAACAUUCGCAACUGCAACAGAUGCAGCAAAUGCAACAAAUGCAGGCACUUGCACAGCAGCGGAGCAUGCAACCUUCUCCGGUCCAGUUGCAGAGACAGCCAGCCUCUGCGCCACAACCAGUUCCUUCUUUCAGUCGGCCAACCUCGACUAGAUUUGAAAAGAAGGAGAUGAAGCAGGUGCCAUUCGCCUUGAAGAGGUGGGAGAUGUUGCCUGAGAGCGGUGGAAAUCCGGCAGGAAACGAGACUGCCAUCAGUAUGACUCUUUUCGGGGCAAGGAGGGUUUAG
Aaosphaeria arxii CBS 175.79 is the source of this 4872-nucleotide messenger RNA. RefSeq lists its product as uncharacterized. The record is from RefSeq and is a predicted model, not a curated record. Bases 1 to 4872 code for a protein of 1623 amino acids. Gene Ontology annotation, biological process: regulation of transcription by RNA polymerase II. Gene Ontology annotation, molecular function: transcription coregulator activity. NCBI's taxonomy places the organism in Eukaryota, Fungi, Ascomycota, Dothideomycetes, Pleosporales. Gene Ontology annotation, cellular component: mediator complex. The transcript is spliced from 7 exons.